This is a messenger RNA of Salmo salar (Atlantic salmon), 4255 nucleotides long. The record is from RefSeq and is a predicted model, not a curated record. NCBI's taxonomy places the organism in Eukaryota, Metazoa, Chordata, Actinopteri, Salmoniformes, Salmonidae.
GUCAUGUUCACGGGCGUCAUGUAAGCGCAGCCGUCGGCCAUCACACCGACCGAUUCGCAACCCUCCUCCCAGUUUAUCAAUAAAAGACCAGCGAUUUCAGUGUUGCAGCCCAGACAAGAUCACAACAGGGUCCAGAGAUGGCAUCAGUGAAGCUGGAAGACUGCAGUCAAACACUGGAACUCAAUGUGAUUGUCAAAGAGGAGGAGGAGGACAGAGAAAUCGAGGAGGAGGAGGAAGGUGGGGAGGAGGAGGAGGAGGAGGAAGAAGAGGAUGAGGAAGAUAAUGACAUUGACUCUGAUAUGGAAGAAGAGGAGGACCAGGGAGAAAGAGGUGCGGCUAACCCAGGGCUUGUUAUUGUUAAAAGAGAGGAGGAGAGGGACAGAGAGAAGAAGGAUGAAGAGGAGGAGGAAGGUGUGGAUAGGACCAAGCCAGGAGAGGGUGCCAGCUCUGACCCAGACAGCCUAGGGGACCCUGACACGGAGAGACCGUAUCUCUGCUCCCAGUGUGGCAAGAGGUUCACUGCAGCCAGCAGCUUGAAGAUACACAUGAUGACCCACAGCGGAGAGAAACCCCACCAGUGUUCCAUUUGCGGGAAGGCCUUCCUGCGAUCCUAUGACCUGAGACGACACCAGGUGGUUCACAAAGGAGAGGGUGCCAGCUCUGACACGGACAGCUCUGAGAAGCUGCACCGCUGCUCCGAGUGCGGAAAGAGGUUCCUCACAAAGACGCGGCUGAACAGACAUGCGUUGAUUCACAGCGGAGAGAAACCACAUCAGUGCUCUGUCUGUGGGAAGUGUUUCUUACGACCCGAUGACCUGAGGAGACACAUGACCAUCCACACCGGAGAGAAAACCAAGCACGUCUGCCAUCCGUGUGGGAAGACCUUCACCUUGCUAAGGCACCUCAAGAUCCACCAGCGAGUCCAUACAGGAGAGAAACCAUACCACUGCUCCAAGUGCCCGGAGAGUUUCGCCCAUCUGUUGGAGUAUAGGAAGCACAGACAGACCCACCGUAAGGAGAAACCAUACCACUGUGAUGACUGUGGCAAGAUGUUCUCCCACUUCAGAACCCUCAAGGUUCAUCGUCUGAUCCACACAGGUGAGAACCUCCACCACUGCUCCUACUGCGGGAAGGGCUUCACGAUCAGAGGGAACCUCAACACCCACCUACUGACCCACACUAAGGAGAAACCGCAUCAGUGCUCCAUCUGCGGACAAUGCUUCGCAAGAUCCCAGUGCUUGAAAAAACACAAGCUCAAGAAAUUACACAUGGAAAAGGUCCUCUACCACAUCUGCGACUGCGGUAAGAGCUUCACGGAUGUAGAGAAGCUGCAGACGCACGCAAGGACGCACUUGAAGAACCUUGAGAAGAGGUUCUGCUGCUCAUACUGCGGCCGGACGUUCGUACGGGCUGGUGACCUUCAAAGCCACCAGAGAACACACACUGGAGAGAAACCGUACGUCUGCACUAUAUGCGGGACCCGUUUCGCCCAGUCUGGGAACCUGAGAGUGCACCAGAUCACGCACACUAAAGCGAGGCCGUACCCUUGUACUGUCUGUGAUAAGGGGUUCACCACACCGGGGAGUCUGAAGGUGCACAUGAGGCUCCAUACAGGGGAGAAGCCGUAUGUCUGUAGCCUGUGUGGGAAAGGGUUCCAUGUACCCAAAUUGCUGAAGAAACACCAGGAGCAUCACACAAGCGAGAUGACAGCCUCCUUGGACAUGACAUACUGUGGCACCAUGUCUGAUCCGGAAUCCCCGGAUUCUAGGGAUCCAGUCCCGAGAAGCUCCCUGCGAGGUCCAGAGAUGGCGUCAGGGAAGCUGGAGGACUGCAGUCAAACACUGGAACUCAGUGUGGCUGUCAAAGAUGAUGAUGGUAAUGACGAGGAGGAGGCUGAUGAAGAGGAUAGCGAUGCUGUAGACUAUGGGCAUAACGUUGUGAAAGUGGACAUGGAUGAGGAGGAAGGAGAAGCAGUGAAGUCGGGGCAUUCUAUUAAAAGAGAUGCAGAGGAGGAGGGAGGUGGCGGGGAUGAGACCAACUCAGAAACAGGAGGGGGCGCCAACUCGGACACAGACAGUUUCGAUGGGGAGAAUGAACAGAGUUCGAACGCUCAGAGUGCAGUGGAGAAGCUACACCCCUGCUCCCAGUGUGGCAAGACCUUCAUCACCGUGGGGAGCCUGAAGAGGCACACACAGACCCACAGCGGAGAGAAACCCCAUCAGUGCUCCGUCUGCGGGAAAUGUUUCUCACGCUCAGACGACAUGAAGAGACACCUCACCAUCCACACAGGAGAGAGGGUGAGCCACGUCUGUCACCAGUGUGGGAAGACUUUCACCAGUCUGGGAGGGCUGAAGAAACACCAGAUGACCCACACAGGAGAGAAGCCGUUCCAGUGUUCAGAGUGUGGGAAAGGUUUCACUGCGCAGGGUAACCUCAAGAUCCACCAGCGUAUCCACACAGGGGAGAAACCGUACCAGUGCUCCCAGUGUCAGAAAAGCUUCUCCCGGCUGGCCCACUAUAAAGAUCACCAGCAGACUCACCGGGAGGAGAAACCGUACCACUGCAAUGACUGUGGGAAAAGCUUCUCCUACUUCAAGUCGCUCAAGUGCCACCAGAUGAUCCAUAAAGGGGAGAACCUACACCACUGCUCUGUAUGCGGUAAAGGGUUCGCCAUUCGCGGCAACCUGAAGACCCAUCUGCAGACACACACGAAGGAGAAACCACACCAAUGCUCCGAGUGCGGGAAACAGUUCUCCCGAGCCCACGACCUGAAGAAACACAAGCUGCUCCACACAGGGCAGAAGACCUACCACAUUUGCCAGUGUGGCAAGAGCUUCACAGAGCUGGGGAACCUGCGGACCCACCAGAGAACCCACACCGGAGAGAAACCAUUCUGCUGUUCCUUCUGCGGCCGAACCUUCUUGCGCGCUGGAGACCUGAAGAGCCACCAGCGGACACACACCGGAGAGAAACCAUUCAUCUGUGCCAUAUGUGGGACCAGUUUCGCCCAAUCUGGCAACCUGAAAGUGCAUCAGAUCACACACACUAAAGAGAGGCCGUACCCUUGUACUGUCUGUGAUAAGGGGUUCACCACACCGGGGAGUCUGAAGCUACACAUGAGGACACAUACAGGGGAGCGGCCGUUCCUGUGUAGCGCGUGUGGGAAAGGGUUCACGGCGUCAGGGCAGCUGAAAAGGCACCAAGAGUGUCACAUGAGAGACACUGUCCAAUCAUCUCCUGGUGAAGACACGGGGGUGGCUUCAAAAUAAAUGUCCUCUCUAAGAGGACUACAAAAUAAGAGCACUGGAAAUGUGCCAUUGUGUGUCUGAACCGUGAUCAUGAUGGGAGGUUUUACUGCUUCAUGAUGUCCCUAAUGGGACACCAUUCUCUAUGGGCUCUGGUCAAAUGGGACACCAUUCCCUAUGGGCUCUGGUCAAAUGGGACACCAUUCCCUAUGGGCUCUGGUCAAAUGGGACACCAUUCACUAUGGGCUCUGGUCAAAUGGGACACCAUUCACUAUGGGCUCUGGUCAAAUGGGACACCAUUCACUAUGGGCUCUGGUCAAAUGGGACACCAUUCCCUAUGGGCUCUGGUCAAAUGGGACACCAUUCACUAUGGGCUCUGGUCAAAUGGGACACCAUUCACUAUGGGCUCUGGUCAAAUGGGACACCAUUCACUAUGGGCUCUAGUUAAAAGGACUGCAUUAUAAAGGGAGUAGGGUACCAUUCAGGACCGACACUAUUUCUCCCUUUUGCAGAACAUCAGUUGUUUACUCUGAGUUCAAAUAUGAGGUUUUAAAGUAUCAGAGAAUGUGAUGUUUGACAAAAAAUUGUAUUGAGUCCUGAAUGACACCCAAUUUAGUGCACUACGUUUGACCAGGGCCCAUAGGGUUCUGGCCAAAAGUAGUGCACUAUAUAGGGAAUAGGGUGCCAUUUGGGACCGUAUGUGAAUAUGGAGGUAGUGAUGGUCUUAAUGGUAAAAGAUCUGUCAUGUCAUCUAUCCAUUAGAAUGUACACGAUCUGAUAUUGAUCAUAUAAUAUGAUUCCCAAAUGGCACCCUGAUUCCCUAUAUAGUGCACUAAUGUUGAUCAGAGCCUAAAGUAGUGCACUAUAUAGGGAAUAGGGUGCCAUUAGGGACGUAAACAGAGUGUAUACUGCAGUAGUAAUGAACACAUUCUCUGGUAAAACACAGUUUACAUCUUUGUCUCUUUAUUAUGAGUAUUGGAUCUGAUUUUAAUAAAUAACAUUAAAGUAUA